Guillardia theta CCMP2712 is the source of this 1923-nucleotide messenger RNA. RefSeq lists its product as hypothetical. Gene Ontology annotation, cellular component: mitochondrion. Gene Ontology annotation, molecular function: flavin adenine dinucleotide binding; flavin-dependent sulfhydryl oxidase activity; oxidoreductase activity, acting on a sulfur group of donors, disulfide as acceptor. NCBI's taxonomy places the organism in Eukaryota, Cryptophyceae, Pyrenomonadales, Geminigeraceae. The transcript is spliced from 13 exons. Bases 1 to 1923 code for a protein of 640 amino acids. The record is from RefSeq and is a predicted model, not a curated record.
AUGCUGCACACAACCGCCGCCUACCUCCCUGCAGACCUGCAGGAGGACGAGAUCAAAGGGUUCCAAGACUUGGUGACUGCAGUGAAGCACCUCUAUCCCGGGAAGGUGAAGGCUGACAGAGGUCGGUGGUGGGAGGAGAGGGUGAGGAGCGGGCAGGGAGGAGCUCUGGUGUCUGCUCUGCUGGACUUGCCGGAUGUCAAGGAAGAGUUCACGACCAUGUCGACGGCUGAGGACGCGCAGCUCUUCAUGUGGAAGCUACACAACAUGAUCUCGGCUGAGACCUUUCCUUCCCGCAGCCCGUUCCCUGCCAGCCUCGGCAUAGGGGUUGACAGCUUCAAGCGCGGGGCGACGGCAAGGCUGCAUCUGGGAGACUUGGGACGAGCAGAGAAGGACGAAGUCCUGCAGGCGACGAGCGCGAGGUGGAGGAUGAGGGAUGGGCUCGUCGUCGACCCCCUCGACCGCAGGGACGCUCGCGACCUGCCCCCCGACCGCACCAUGCUCGGCCGAGCCUUCUGGACCUUCAUCCAUGCCAGCAGCGUCUACCUCGACCAGCAGCCGGAUGCUCGCGCCCUCGCCUCCUUCCGGUCGAUCUUCGACUCGAUCUACCACGUGUUCCCCUGCCCGGUCUGCAAGAGCCACUUCCGCUCCUUCUACCACGACGAGCAGCUGCAGGCCGAGCUCUCCCACCUCCGCUCCAAGCACGACGCCAUUCUCUUUGCCUGGAAGAUUCACAAUGUUGUGACCGCAUGGGGCAUCCGACGGGCUGACUGGAGUCGCGCGAUAUUCCCGCGGGAGUUUGGCCUCAACGCCUCCCUCUUCCUUCUCCCCAUCAGCUCCUCCUCCUCCUCCCCUCAGAUGAGGAUAGAUCGGGUGUGCGACAACCUCCAGCCCGACUGCAUGACGCGGCCGAUGCGCCUCGCGCUCAUCGCCGACGUGCAAGCCCGUUGGCAGAUCGAAGGAGGCAUCGACCAGCCGCUGGAGGACAAGCCCCCUGCUGCUUGUGAUCCUCCUCGCAAGGGAGAGCCGCUGGACAUGUACGUCAUGGGGAAGUGCCCCUGGUGUGGGAAGGCGCUGCAGGAGCUGGAGGAGAAGCUCAACUGCAAGUUCACGUGCCAACAAGACGGGAGGACAGUUGAGGGUCAGCUAGACUUUCGUCUGCAUAUGGUGGGGCUGAACGAUGGGAGCUACGAAGAGCCAAACCUCAAGGCGAUCCAUGGAGCGUCAGAGCUGGCGGGGGAGAAACUGGAGCUCUGCGCCAGACAACAUUAUGCACGUGACUACCAAUACGUGAAAUUCAUCUCAUGCAUGGACAGAAACGUCUCUCAGAUCCCCCUCCUCGCUUCCCAGUGCGCGUCAGAGGCAGCGAUGGACAUCGACCUGCUUGUCUCCUGCGCCAACGGCAACGGCGAGCAGCUCGUCGCCGCCUCCUACGGAUACUCCAGCUGGAUGGGGAUCACCACGACCCCAUCCUUCGUGCUCAACAGGAGGAAGAAAGUCGCAGGCAUGCCCAGCAACUUCUCCUCCAUGCUGUGCGAGGAACUGUCCUCCCCCGUUGAGCUUCAGGCUCCUCGCCUCAUGGAGCUUCACGACAAGGAUGAAGAGACCAGCAGGAGCAGCGCGAGGCGAGUGAGGAUGGGGCCCUUGCAGACAGAGGGUGCAAGACAGACGAAGGGAGGAAAGAGGACGGUGGCGAGGAACGUCGACGUGCUGCGAGAGCCUUCCUACGAUGUGGGGUCGGGAGACCUGGAGGGGAUCGAGGAGGAGGCGGACAAGAGCAAGGUUCUGUUCCAAGCUGCCGUCUGGUCCCUGAUCGCCCUCGCCUUCUGCGUCCUCAUGCUCUCGCCCUUCGUGAUCCUCCUGUGGAUGCGACGGCGACUGGGCAAGGGAGAGAGGAGGUCCCUGCUGCGACAAGCGAGUCGAUGA